This is a messenger RNA of Rhipicephalus microplus (southern cattle tick), 876 nucleotides long. RefSeq lists its product as uncharacterized. Lineage: Eukaryota; Metazoa; Arthropoda; Arachnida; Ixodida; Ixodidae. The record is from RefSeq and is a predicted model, not a curated record.
AUGUUUCCGGACUCGAAGGAAGCUAAGAACUACGCCUGCGCCCGUACGAAGACUACGGCGAUUGUGAAGGAAAUGGCCAAUAAAGAUAUCGACGAAGUGAUAAGUCACUUGCAGCACGCUCCGUUCUCAGUCGCCACAGACGGGAGCAAUGACGCCGGCAACGAUGCAAAACGGUAUCCAAUCGUGGUGACGUUCUGUGAUAGUACUGUUCGCACUGCCUUGCUCGUGAUGUCUGCCCUCGAAGGUAACUCCACGGGACGAAACAUCGGUGCGUUUGUUGUGGACACGCUAACGAGCAAAAAGAUACCGCUCCAGAACUGCAUCGGCAUGGCGUGUGAUAACGCGCCAGUCAUGAUUGGAUUAAAAAACGGAGUGGCUGCUGUGCUGAAAGAAAGCCAUGAGAACAUUGCCAUCAUGGGCUCCUGUUGCCAUUUGAUCAAUCUGGCGGCACAGAAAGGCUCAGCAUGCCUUCCACUGAAUGUGGAUCAGGUGCUAGUUGACAUUUUCUACUACCUCGAGAAAAGCUCAAAAAGGAAGGACAAGCUGAAAGCUUUUCAGUCUCUCCACGAUGUAGAGGCCAAGAAAAUUUUAAAGCAUGUCAGCACCAGGUGGCUCUCUCCUGGAAGGAGCCUGAAACGGCUUGUGGACCAGUGGCAGCCACUGCUUAGUUUCUUCCAUAGUGAAGUAAGGCCCUCCGGGCAGGUUUCCAAGUUUCCCAGCAAGCCAUGUACCCAUGUAACCUUCGCACUGACCUUCAGAAGCAUGCAAAGGAAGCGGAGAGCAGUCAUCAGAGCAAAAGACCAAGACUGGACACAAAUGUCCCCGUGUCGGAUACAGCUCCCAAGCGAACCCAAAACCGUCCAGGAAAGGUCUUAA